ACAGCCUUUUGCCUCGCCGCGUCUCUAGAGAGUUCUAACUGAUAACAGCGUCAAUGGCGGAUGUGGAGGAGCUUCAGCACGAGAACCAGAGCCUGGAGAAGAAGCCGAGACACAAAGGUAAACACGACAAGCUGAAGCCGUGGGACGACGACCCAAACAUCGACCGUUGGAAAGUCGAGAAGUUCGAUCCGGCGUGGAAUCCGACGGGCAUGCUCGAAGUCAGCUCAUUCUCCACGCUCUUUCCUCAGUACAGAGAGAAGUAUCUUCAGGACUCUUGGCCCACGAUCGAAUCCGCUCUCAAGCAAUACGGCGUCGCUUGCAAACUCAACCUGGUUGAAGGUUCUAUGACUGUUUCGACGACGAGGAAGACGAGAGAUCCGUAUAUCAUUGUUAAAGCUAGGGAUUUGAUUAAGCUUCUUUCGAGAAGUGUUCCUGCUCCUCAGGCAAUCAAGAUUCUGGAAGAUGAAGUGCAAUGUGAUAUCAUCAAGAUUGGAAGCUUGGUUCGGAAUAAGGAAAGGUUUGUGAAAAGAAGGCAGCGGCUUGUGGGUCCUAAUUCUUCUACCUUGAAGGCGAUGGAGAUAUUAACCGACUGUUACAUUCUAGUUCAGGGAAGUACUGUAGCCGCAAUGGGUUCUUUUAAAGGUCUAAAACAAGUCCGAAGGGUUGUGGAACAGUGUAUGCGUAAUGAAAUACAUCCUGUAUACCAGAUAAAGGAUCUCAUGAUGAGAAGGGAACUAGCAAAGGAUCCAGCGCUUGCAACGGAAAGCUGGGAUAGGUUUCUUCCUAAGUUCAGGAAGAGUAAUGUUAAGCAAAAGAAGCCCAAAAGCAAGGAGAAGAAGGAAUACACAGCAUUACCUCCUCCUCAACCGCCUAGCAAGGUUGAUAAGCAAUUGGAGUCUGGAGAAUUCUUCUUGAAUGACAAAAAGAAGUCGGAGAAGAAGUGGCAGGAGAAGCAAGAGAAACAGACAGAGAAGAGUACAGAGAAGAAAAGAAUGAGAGAUGCCUCGUUCAUCCCACCUGAGGAACCUGUGCAGAGCAGCAACAACUCAAACAAAUACGAGGAGGGGAAGAAAGAUCUAACCGAGUUAACACAAUCCUUAAAGAGCAAGACAAAAGAGUUGAAGAAGCAGAAGAAGACGCAAGAGAAAGUGAAUGCAGAGGAGUACAUUGCUGUUGCGUCUGGUGAUAAAUCUUCCAAGAAGAAAUCCAAAGCCGUGAGAGAUUAAUCUUAAAACAUGUUUGCUUGUAUUUUUAAUCACAUCAGUGUCUUCAAAAACUAUACAAAAAACAAACAAGUUCAAUCUUAUUUUGAAGAAUCCGCGCCUGUCAGAUGUAUGAUUUAACUGAACUCCCGCGUUGAAUCAUAGUUCUGGGUAGCU
Messenger RNA from Brassica rapa (field mustard), 1379 nucleotides. RefSeq names its product KRR1 small subunit processome component homolog. Lineage: Eukaryota; Viridiplantae; Streptophyta; Magnoliopsida; Brassicales; Brassicaceae. The record is from RefSeq and is a predicted model, not a curated record. Gene Ontology annotation, molecular function: RNA binding. Gene Ontology annotation, cellular component: nucleolus; small-subunit processome.